Closterium sp. Naga37s-1 is the source of this 333-nucleotide messenger RNA. Lineage: Eukaryota; Viridiplantae; Streptophyta; Zygnematophyceae; Desmidiales; Closteriaceae. The record is from the annotation of a GenBank genome assembly.
GACGCAGAGGAGGACGCAGGGGAGCAGACAAGUGGGAGCAGAGAUGAAGGAGCAGAUAUGAGGGAGAAGACUGUGAUGUGGUGUGAUCAGCAGCAGUGGGCGGAGCAACAUUUUGGCAGCAGAAUUGGAGCUCGAGGGUCAGGAAUAGCACGUGCUUUGAGGCCUUCUCUCGUGGAUCGGCCGGUGAGGCGGCGAUUGCGAUUCCUUGCGGGGAGAGGCCAGCUGGUGACGAGCUCAUCGCUGUCUGUGAAGUACAGCCGAAGCAGCUCCGUUUGGAAUUCAAGACGGAAGAUGAAGACGUAUGCUAGAGUUGAAGCAAAUAGGAUAGGAUAG